Messenger RNA from Lontra canadensis (Northern American river otter), 387 nucleotides. It is a transcript of the gene LY6D, whose product is annotated as lymphocyte antigen 6 family member D. The transcript has 3 exons. Bases 1 to 387 code for a protein of 128 amino acids. Gene Ontology annotation, cellular component: cell surface. NCBI's taxonomy places the organism in Eukaryota, Metazoa, Chordata, Mammalia, Carnivora, Mustelidae. Gene Ontology annotation, biological process: lymphocyte differentiation. The record is from RefSeq and is a predicted model, not a curated record.
AUGAAGACAGCUCUCCUGCUCCUUGCUGUGCUGGCCGUGGCUGCCGGGCCAGCCCGUGCUCUCCGCUGCCACGUGUGCUCCAGCUCCUCCAACUGCGAGAAAGCCCAGACCUGCGCCGCCAGCGCACGCUACUGCAGGACCAGGACCAAGGUGGAGCCCCUGCUGGGGAACCUGGUGGAGAAGGACUGCGUGGAGGCGUGCACGCCCACGCACAGCCUGCCGGGCCAGGUGAGCAGCGGGGCGGCCGCCACCCUGUGCUGUCAGGACGACCUGUGCAACCGGAGCCUGCAGAGCAGCGCGCCCGCCCGCACCCUGGCCCCCGGUGCUGGCCUCGGCCUGGCCUUGGCCCUCGGCCUCCUUGCCCUCCUCGUGGGCCCCAGCCUGUGA